GAUUUUAUGGAAGACCUUGGGUUAUGGAGCAGAGGAAAGAACUUUUUAGAAGACUUCAGAAAUGGGGACUAAAUACGUACCUGUAUGCUCCAAAGGAUGACUACAAGCACAGGAUGUUCUGGCGAGAAAUGUACUCUGUGGAGGAAGCGGAGCAGCUAAUGACUCUAAUAUCAGCUGCACGAGAACAUGAAAUAGAGUUCAUCUAUGCAAUCUCACCUGGACUUGACAUCACUUUCUCCAAUCCUAAAGAGGUAUCCACAUUGAAACGCAAGCUGGACCAGGUUUCCCAGUUUGGCUGCAGAUCUUUUGCAUUGCUCUUUGAUGAUAUCGAUCACAACAUGUGUGCAGCAGACAAAGAAGUUUUCAGUUCCUUUGCUCAUGCUCAGGUCUCGAUCACAAAUGAAAUUUAUCAAUAUUUAGGAGAACCAGACACAUUCCUUUUCUGUCCUACAGAGUACUGUGGAACUUUCUGUUAUCCAAAUGUUGCCCAGUCACCAUAUUUACGGACUGUAGGAGAAAAGCUGCUCCCUGGCAUUGAGGUGUUAUGGACAGGUCCGAAAGUUGUAUCCAAAGACAUUCCAGUAGAGUCCAUUGAAGAAGUUUCUAAGAUCAUCAGGAGAGCACCAGUGAUCUGGGAUAACAUUCAUGCUAAUGAUUAUGAUCAAAAGAGGCUUUUUCUUGGGCCUUACAAAGGUCGGUCAACUGAGCUCAUCCCUCGACUAAAGGGAGUUCUGACCAAUCCAAACUGUGAAUUUGAAGCCAAUUAUGUUGCUAUUCACACACUUGCAACGUGGUACAAGUCUAACAUGAAUGGAGUGAGAAAAGAUGUGGUGAUGACUGAUACUGAAGACAGUACAGUUUCUAUCCAGAUUAAACUGGAAAAUGAGGGGAGCGACGAAGAUAUUGAAACAGAUGUUCUCUACAGCCCACAAAUGGCCCUGAAGUUGGCCUUAACGGAAUGGUUGCAGGAGUUUGGGGUACCUCAGCAAUACAGCAGUAGGCAAGUGGCCCACAGUGGUGCUAAAACUACUGUAGGGGAUGUAGGGCCUCUGGUGGCACCAUCCUCUUUGAAUGCAGCAACUGUGGUUACCACAGUUUACCAGGAACCCAUCAUGAGUCAGGGGGCAGCGCUGAGCAGCGAGUCACCGGCCUUGGUAAAGGAGGAAGAGAAGAAGCAAUCUGAUGAGGAACCAAUGGACAUGGUGGUGGAAAAACAAGAUGACGCAGACAAGAAUGCUAAUCAGAUACUGACAGACAUUGCUGAAGCCAAGAUGGCAGAGGAGUUGAAGCCAAUGGAUACCGAUAAGGAGAGCAUAGCUGAAUCAAAGUCCCCAGAGAUGUCUAUGCAGGAAGACUCUGGUAGUGACAUUGCCCCUAUGCAGACUGAUGAGCAAAUUAACAAAGAACAGUUUGUGCCCGGGCCAAAUGAAAAGCCUCUCUACACGGUAGAACCAGUGACUUUAGAGGACUUGCAGCUUCUCGCUGACUUGUUUUACCUUCCUUAUGAACAUGGGCCCAAAGGUGCACAGAUGCUGAGAGAAUUCCAGUGGCUCAGAGCAAAUAGCAGUGUUGUCAGUGUUAAUUGCAAAGGAAAGGAUGCUGAAAAAAUAGAAGAAUGGCGUAACCGAGCAGCCAAGUUUGAAGAGAUGUGCAGCUUGGUGAUGGGGAUGUUCACUCGCCUCUCCAAUUGUGCCAACAGGACAAUCCUUUAUGACAUGUACUCCUACGUCUGGGAUAUCAAGAGUAUUAUGUCAAUGGUGAAAUCUUUUGUGCAGUGGUUAGGGUGUCGUAGUCAAUCUUCAGCACAGUUCUUAAGUGGAGACCAAGAACCCUGGGCCUUUAGAGGUGGUCUAGCAGGAGAGUUCCAGCGUUUGCUGCCUAUUGAUGGAGCAAAUGACCUCUUUUUUCAACCACCGCCAUUAACCCCCACCUCCAAAGUGUACACCAUAAGACCCUACUUUCCUAAAGAUGAGGCUUCUGUAUAUAAGAUCUGCAGAGAAAUGUAUGCUGAUGGAGCUGAUCAACCCUUCCAUAGUUUACCAGAUUUAAUUGGAGACAAGUUAGUAGGAGGUCUACUCACCCUCAGCCUGGAUUACUGCUUCGUCUUAGAAGAUGAGGAUGGCAUAUGUGGCUAUGCUUUGGGAACGGUUGAUGUGACUCCUUUCAUUAAAAAAUGCAAAAUGUCUUGGAUCCCUUUCAUGCAAGAAAAAUAUACUAAGCCAAAUAGUGACAAGGAGCUGUCUGAGGCAGAGAAAAUAAUGCUAAGCUUCCACGAAGAGCAAGAAGUAUUGCCAGAAUCAUUUCUUGCCAACUUCCCAUCAUUGAUAAAGAUUGAUAUCCACAAAAAAGUGACAGAUCCGAGUGUGGCCAAAAGUAUGAUGGCCUGCCUGCUCUCUUCUCUAAAGGCUAAUGGCUCCCGUGGGGCUUUUUGUGAAGUGAGACCAGACGAUAAAAGAAUCCUGGAAUUUUACAGCAAGCUGGGUUGUUUUGAAAUUGCUAAAAUGGAAGGAUUUCCAAAGGAUGUUGUUAUCCUUGGAAGAAGCCUGUGAAGUGCUUGACAGCAAACUGUUCCAGUACUGUAGUCCCUUAACAGCUGGGCAGGUAGUGGUGGGGAUCUUCAUAUGGUCUAGCUGCACAAAGCCAGCAAUAAGCCAGCUUGGUAGAAGGGGCUAUGCGAAAAAUCACCCAUCACACAUUCAAACUGUAAUUUGUUGAAAGAGGAUAAUGCUGCUGAAAACACUGUUUUAACAAAGAGAAACCUUGUCCUCUCCUGGUCCUGUGUGAAGUGCCAAGGAAUCUUGCAUGGGCUAUAGCUUCUCAGAGGAAUCCCUCUCAAUCGGCGCUGUGGCUGACAGCAGUUCUCUGCAUUCAUGUGUCAACACCAAAGUGAUCUCUGUCAGAAGUAUCUAUAAAGAUGCAGGGGUUUUUUUUUCUGUCAUAGAGCAGGAACUGCAACUGGAAGUUGCAGAAAUGGGAGGGAUUGCUUGUGUCAAUCAGCAAAUUUAAAGAUAAGUAGCUACAGUUCUAUUUUUUACUAUCUUUAUGCUUGUUGAUAAAGCAAUGACCCGUUGUCACUUCUAAUGACCAUUGGUUCAAGCUUUGUGCUUUGUUAGGGACAAAUGUGCAGUGGUCUGUGGCAGAAGUCACUUAAUGACAAACUUGUAAAUUUCAGUGUAUAUAAACUUAGCGGUAUGCUGACUAACUUUUUGUUUACCAGUUUUUGUAACUUUUUCUUUUGAAAAGUGAAAUGGUAUAGGUGCAAGAUGGCACUUUUGAAUAAUCUAAAACCACAACAGAGAACGAAUCUGUCUUCAGCACUGACCUUUCUUAUUGUGCCUCAUAUCCAGGGCUAGAAACUGACCAUCUUGG
This is a messenger RNA of Balearica regulorum gibbericeps (East African grey crowned-crane), 3369 nucleotides long. NCBI's taxonomy places the organism in Eukaryota, Metazoa, Chordata, Aves, Gruiformes, Gruidae. The record is from RefSeq and is a predicted model, not a curated record.